Dendroctonus ponderosae (mountain pine beetle) is the source of this 2104-nucleotide messenger RNA. RefSeq lists its product as uncharacterized. The record is from RefSeq and is a predicted model, not a curated record. NCBI's taxonomy places the organism in Eukaryota, Metazoa, Arthropoda, Insecta, Coleoptera, Curculionidae. Bases 74 to 2104 code for a protein of 676 amino acids. The transcript is spliced from 7 exons.
ACUCAUGACAUUGUGCCAUUUUCUUUAGAGCGUCACGUUUUCACUCCUGCUGAUAAUUGUUGUGGCUUUAUACAUGCUUAAACGUGCAGUAAAGAUAAGCGAAGAUUCCGAAAGUUUGGGCAGUUGUACAGACCGGUCAAAAUCACAAGAUAAUGUCUCAAUUUCGACAGUUCAGUUAAUAUCGCAACACAACAUUUAUAAGGAAGUAAUCGAAUCUCACAUGCCCAUAGCCGACAUAACUUCGUUUGAGGCUGUGGAACCGGUAGAGAAAGACCGAUUCAUAAGCGAUAGAUUUUCCUACUUCAAAAAGAACCUACAGGACAUGGCCAGUAUCAGAGAACUGGAGAAGCCUCUGUUCAUAAAUAGCGUCAGAAUACAGCCUGGAUGUAUGAUUUUUAAAGAUGCUUACGAUGGAAAAAGCUUUAACCAGACGAUCACGAUCACAAAUCGUGGAAAGUUUAUUGUCAAUAUCAGAAUAUCACCACCUACAUCAAAGGCAUUUAAAAUAAAGCCAAUACUAAUCCCACAUGUGUUGUCUCCUGGCUUGAGUAUUGUAAAGCGCAUUCAAUACCUCUACACUAAACCCACAGCGAUUCCGCAAGCGUGUAUGGACAUCUUUGUUAACAAUGACUGCCUAAGAUACGAGCUGCUGGUAUGCAAAACUAUCUUUAAUCAAUCGCCGAGAUUGAUAACUUCGUUUGACGUCGACUAUGAUUUAAGCCCAGAACAAAAAAUUUUAAGAGACGCGACUCGGUCGUACUAUUUAAACUAUGUACGAAGUCUGUCCAAGCAAAAGGACUCAAAAAAUUAUCAAGAAAAACUUGAAGACUAUUUAACUACGAACCACAAAAAACUAUUGAUGGAGAACGAGAGAAAAGGAUGCUGCGAUUCCGCGUAUUUAGUUGGCAAGCCUAAGCACAGACUGUUUAUUCCUCUGACACCAUAUGAAAUCCACAACCUUGUUGUAACCCCAAAAUUUAUUCAAUUGGGAAAGCUAGCAGCAGAUAGCGAGUGUUCGGACCACUUCAAAAUAGAAAAUAGGAAUACCUUUCCCAUUCAUAUAUCAAUUAAAGCACUAUAUCCAUCAAUUAGAAUAGAACACGGAGAGUUUAUUCUUGGGGCCAAUGAACAGAAGAAUAUCGAUUUCAUCUACCAUUCGGACUACGGGGGAAAUCACCAUAUUCCCAUGUUUGUCAUUAUGAACUUUUUUCAUGUUAUCGAUCUGACGGUUUUAGCCACCAUAGUUGCUAAUACUGUGAGGUGCCUGAAUAGGAACAUUUUCAUAGUUCCCACUGAGAAGACCACCUUUUUGGAAUUGGCCAAUCCUAUAAAUAGCGAUGUUAGUUUUGAGAUGGACACGAAAUAUUUUCAUUUGGAAGCAUUUCCGAGUAAAGGAAUUAUUCCUGCGAAGCGAAAAAUGACCAUAACAGUCACGUUUAAUCCUGAAGUUGGAUACAUACCCAUUAAAGAGAUCGCUGUUAUAUCCGAAAGUGGCUUCAAAGAACUUAUAGAGGUUCAUUUUGAACACAAAAAAGCGGUUGUAUCCAUCAGCAGGGAUGUUAUAGAAUUUCGAGAUGUUCCCUUAAACACAGAAGUUAGGCAGGAACUCAUCAUUCAAAACAAGUCAGACCAGUUGGUGCCAAUAAAUAUUGAACUGGAAGACAGUGAUCUGUUUCCCGAACUGGAAAUCACUCCCAUGAAAGCUCUGCUUUGGCAAAAAGCAGAUGUAGUAAUCAGCAUCACUCUGAAGAUGACGGCACUAGUCGAUUUCAAGGUGCCAAUCAAAAUCCGAUUUCAACAUGAGUAUUCCAGAGAUGUAACUAUAAAAGGGAAUGUUGUAUAUCCAGUUGUUAGUUUUCGGCCGGAAUUGAUCAAAAUUCCGAAGGUUCCUUCCGGUUCUACUGUGUCCACACCUUUUAAAAUAUACAACAACUGUAACGUAUCAAGUUAUAUUCAGUUUGCAAUGGAAGACUACCCAGAGUUCACCAUCCGAACCAAAUUUGGUGAAAAUAUAACAAACGCGAAGGUGAGUCAGUCAGCACAUUUGCUUCUACCGUUCAAUGCUUAUGUGAGCGAAUCAACAGCAACUGUUGGAUGCAAAUGA